AUUUGUUUCUGUAGGAUGUGCGGGCGCAACGUCGAAACGUGAAUACACAUUUGAUUCGUGCUUACCUACAUAAUUUCGUGCGUUUUUGUAUGUGUAUGUGUGUUACCGUUAUAAAUUAGGAUAAGCGGAAAAAAGACGAAAGAAACGGCGCAAAAUUUGAUCAUUAACUAAAACAAAUUUGUUUCGUGUUUGUUAUUAGUUAUUAUUUUUUUUGUUGGUCUAUUAACCUUUGGCAGCAGCAACUUUUACGCUGGCGCCUGUCGAGAACAACAACAACAAAAUAAGCGUAGUUGGUGGAAAGGCACUUCAAAGCGAGCGCACGUCAACCGCAGCAGCAAAAAAAAACAACAACAACAACAACAGAAGCUUCUAGCUCUGCCCAAAAGGCCGACGGCUUUUAUGCAAAAACCGAAAAAAAAAAAGCAUCUCACAGUCGAUUUUUGUGAGCUUAUCAGCAGCAGCAGCAGCAAUACACAAGAACAGUUAUGUCUAAGGAUCCAGCUACGACACGCAUACCACGCCUGGACGGCAUCUCGCGCAUUCCGCCGCCGGGCAGCUUUGGUGGCACCACCAGCGCCAGCGCCACCUCGCACAUACGCCCACCCACAGUGAAGUCGACCACACAAAUCUUUCGUGCGCCCGCCGCGCCGGCCAAUGUCAAGGCGCGGCCCAUUAGCUCCUAUCAUCCGGCGGCGGCGCCGCUGCACGAUCUCGGCGCCAGCAUCAAGAAGAGCGCCUCCGGCGAGCGGCUGAACAAUGCGGUCAGCUUGAUCAGCAAACGCACUACCAAUGUGCUCAAGAAGUACUUUGGACAGGGCAAAAUGAUGGGCGCCAGCGUGGGCGGAAUACAGGGAGCAGCUGCCUCGAGCCUGAUGACCAGCUCGCUGCCACACACCCCGCUGCCCGCUGCCAAGCAGCCGCAGCAGCAGCAGCAGCAGCAGAGGCAACAGCAAUGCCUGCUGACCAGCAGCACGCCAAUGCCGCUGAUGCGCUCCGAGACGUUUGUGUGCGACGAGGAGGAGCAACAGUUAAGGGAGCGGGAGCCGGAGGGGGAGCAGUCACAGAUGCAGUUAACGCUCUCGGCCACGCCAAAUCGCACGCGGCUGGAGAACACGCGUCUCUCCAGCGUGGGCUUUGGACGCACCCUGGAUUUGGAUGCAACAUUGAUCGAAUCGAGCUCUCCACUGAGCCGUACUCGAACUGUCAUUGUGGACAAAAAGGAGCAGCCGGAGCUGGAUCCGAAUGCCACAAAGCUGGUGAGUCCUUUGAGCGUCACCCGGCUGGCAACUAGCUCUGCCCAGGCGGAUCGCACACGCCCUGUAAUCCCCGCGAGCGACGAGCCAGCAGAUGCCACACACCUUCUGGGCAAUCUCAGCGGCGAGCGAGCAGAUCGCACGCGUCCCGUAAUCCCCGCCAAGGGUGACUCAACCGAGCAACUGGAUACCACACAGCUCUUGGCCAAUUUGAGCUGCUUCCGUGCGGAUCGCACGCGUCCCGUGGUCAGUGGUCCAGAGGCGGCCGAUCGCACACGCACCAUAAACGCCGCCGGCAGCGAACCGAGCCAUGAGCUAAACCUGGACUUGACUAGGAGCAUGGAAAAGCUGCCGCUGCUGGAGCACAUGUCCAUGCCCUCGGGCCUGGAUCUGCUGAUGAACGGCAUCAAAUCGGAUUUGCCGCUGGAAACGGAACUGGAUAAUACCGAGUUGGAUGUGACGCUGACCGCCUUGGCGCCGGACAAGAGCACCAUGAAGCUGCCCCUCAACUCGACCAUCAACACGGAGCGCCUGCUGGACAUCAGCGGGCUGCAGUCGCCGGCACGGCACAUCCAGCUGCUCAAUUUGACGCGCGAAUUUUUGGAGCAGACGCCGCAACGCUGCGCCGGAGGUCGCUCGAUGCCGCAGCAUUCGCUGGUCUGCCUGACGCCGCAGUCGGCGACAACGACGCCGCACGGCGUCGGACGCUAUCAGCAGACGCCGGUGCCGGUGCAUCUGCUGUCGCCGCUGUUGAAGGCGGCGCGCAGCGAUCUGGUGCUGCCGACGCGCACGCCCGAGGGUGAACUGUUGCCGCCACAUCUGGUGGAUGCCACGCUGGGCAGUGCGGUGCAGCUGCGUACGCCGCGUACGCGCUACAGCUUUGGCCUGGAGCUGCAGGAGACUACUCUGGACUCCUCCAUGGAGCUGGUCGACAAUUCGUUUUCGGCAUCGCAGCAGCAGCUGCAGCAGUUGCAGCAGCAGCUGCUCAAGAAGCAGCACAGCUUCGAUUUGGAUGAGAGCUUGGGCAUCCUGACGCCGGAUCAAAUGAAGGAGUUCCUGGACUCAUCCUCGCAGCACAACAACAACAACAGCAACAAUCCCAAUCUCAGUCAUCAGCUGGAGCUGCAGCUGGUCGCCGCCGCGGCACAACAGCAACAGCAGCAACGGCAGCAGCAGCAGCAACAGCAACAACACUUGCAACUGCAACAGCAGCUGCGCCUGGAGCAGACACCUUCGCCGGAGGAGCUGCCUCUCGAUCCCAUAGAGCCGCAGCUGUCGGCUGCUUUGGCGGCACCUGCGCCCGCUGUUGCCGCCGCCGUCGUGGUGGCCGCUCCGGCCGCUGCUCCCAAGCUGAGCAACAGUUUUAUAACCAGCGUGACCAGUGUGACCAGCCUGGAUACGGGCUAUCAGGGCGACGGCGAAAUGUCGCGUCCGGCAUCGCGCGGCGCCUGCGAUCAUUCGCCCAGCAAUGGACCGCACUUGGGCCGCGUCAGCCGCCAGCCCAGCUUUCCGCCCAUGCCGGCAGCGCCGGCGGCUCCGAUGCGUCGUCAGGAUCCGAUGACCGAUUCGGAUUUCUUUACCGAAUCCGAUGCGGACGAUGUGCUGCAGCGCGGCGAUCGCCGCGCCCAGGUCAUCGAUGGCCAGCUAUAUGGUCCGGCUAUGCAGCCGAGCGCCUCGGUGCCGCAGCUCGAGGAUUCGUGCAUGGAAUCAUCGGGCAUUUUUACGGAUGUCGAAAAUCGCUGCGAUGAGGAAAUGCGGCUGCCCGAACUGGAGCUGGACAUGGAAAUGGAGAUGGACAUGUCGCCCGACGAGUCCACGCAGACGCUGCGCAAAGCUCAAGGUCAAGCGCAGAGAGCCGAGCAGCAGCAGUCGCAGUCGCAGCCGCGUCCGCUCUCUUCUUCGUCGGCCGCGACGACGCUCUCCAAUCGCACCUCGUACUGCAGCGUCGACGGCGGCAGCGCCAAAAGCUUUUGCGACGAAGCUUUCAACGCGAGCAGCGACCAACAGCAGCAGCAGCCGCAGCGAUCGUCAGUACAGUGCGCAGCGUCGCCGCGUCCACACGCAUCGUUAACGUCGCUCUGCACGGUUGAGAAUUUUAACAGCGCGUCGCCAUCUUCCAGCUCGUCGCUCGCAUCGCCCAAAUCGUCGUGUAAAAUUACAACAACUGCUACAGCAGAAAAUAAAAAAUCGUCGCGCAGUGUUAAAACGCCAAAUAAAUGGGAUGCAGUUAUGCAUAAAAUCGCCAGCAAUAAGUCAACCAUCAAAACUAAUUACAAUGAUGUGAAAUCCAAAGUGUCCACCACGCGCAACAUGGCCGGAUCCGGAUCCGGAUCGGGAUCGGGCGCUGGCACUGGCGCCUCGGCUCCGCGCAGCCCCUCGACCAGCAGCGGCAGUCCGCGCAUAAGUCCCACGGUGAGGCGUUCGCCUUCGGGCACGCCGCUGGUCAAGCGCAGCGGCAGCGUUAGGCCUACGAAUGCCACGCCCACAACGUCGACGUCAACGCGGCAGCCACAGGAUAAAGGCUCUGUUGGCGUCGGCGCCGGCGUCGGCGUCAAUGUGUUUGCUCGUCUCUCCAAAUCGCAGUCACCCACAUCGCCCACUGCGGCCGCAACAGCAGCAGCCGCAGCAGCAGCAAAGCGUUUGCAGCCGGUAUUGGUUAAACGUGGUCGCUCCUACAGCAAGGACAGCCAGAAGAGCUCGCACAGCGACCUGAGCUCACUGUGCAAUGGCAAUGGCAGCGGUUCCCCAAAACUAUUGGCAAAAACUCCACUGCGUUCGGCCAAAAAGCGGGAUGUACGCAAUUUGAGCAUAUCACCCACGGAUCUGGGACCGCCGCCAAAGACCCAACAGACAGUCAAGGGACAAUCGACGAGGAAUAAGUCCCUGACGCCAACGCCUAUAACUAUACAAAAACGCUCGCAAAGCAACAUUGGGGCAACACCAACACCAGCAACAACAACAACAACAACAAAAACACCAUCAACUGCAACAACAACCACAACAACUACAAUCGCCACGCCCACUGGCAACAAAGGCGUAAAGACAUCGCCACAAAAGGCCGUCAAAAAUGCUGCAGGAAAUGCGGUUAUUAAAAAUUUAAAUGCCACAAAAACUUUGCCCGCGGGCAUUCCAGAAGACGACGACGAUAACGAUAACGAUGACGAUGACGAUGACGAUAACGAUUAG
Molecule: messenger RNA, 4439 nt
Organism: Drosophila montana
Lineage: Eukaryota; Metazoa; Arthropoda; Insecta; Diptera; Drosophilidae
Exons: 6
Coding region: 486-4439 (1317 amino acids)
Cellular component (GO): nucleus; cytoplasm
Molecular function (GO): microtubule binding
Source: RefSeq, a predicted model, not a curated record